Molecule: messenger RNA, 4579 nt
Organism: Dendronephthya gigantea
Lineage: Eukaryota; Metazoa; Cnidaria; Anthozoa; Malacalcyonacea; Nephtheidae
Product: RNA helicase Mov10l1-like
Exons: 19
Coding region: 60-4040 (1326 amino acids)
Molecular function (GO): helicase activity
Source: RefSeq, a predicted model, not a curated record
CUUUAAAGAAGUGUUAUAUUUUUAUUAUUUUUUAACUGCAGACAUGUCCUAAUUUCGUCAUGUUUAGGGCGAUUUCGGGAUUUCUUUCCAAUUUAUUGGAUGGGACAGUCAAAGAGGAGGGCAAAAUAAUUAAAAACGAACCAGACAUAACUGAAAAAGAGUCGACAAAUGCAAAUUUAUUUAGCGCACAUGGCGCGAAAUUUGACACGGAUGAGCUCCAAAAAGUCCUUUUUGGAAAGGUGACUAAACUUUAUGAUGAUUCAGGCCUAGUUGAUGAAGAAGUUUAUUUUAAUUUUAAUAAAGUCAUCGGGGGCGUUAAGCCAACCCUAAAUUGUGAAGUUCGAGUUGAGGCAAGCCGAUCAUCAGUGAGGAGUGGCUGGAGGGCAGACAAGGUUGAAAUUAUUAACAAUGACUGGGAUGAAUUUGGUGAUGAUGGAACUGAAGAGAUCCUUAUUGGUGAAAUAACAGAUAUAAAUGAAAAAUAUUUUAUGAUCAGUCAAGAUACAUAUUGUCCAAUGGCAUCUCUUGCUUUUGGCUACACUCCAUGCAGAGGUGACUGGGUGCGGGCUGAGAUUAUCAGGGAUAGAGGGCUUGUAACUGAUGUUAAAGUUGUCAUACCCCUUCGGGAAAAGAGUUUGACUGGAACAGUUACAUCAGUUGGUUGUGGCCAUGGGUAUAUCAAUACGGAUAUAUUUUUCACUUUCGGGUCAUGCAGGCAGAAUUAUGCAGCACGAAAGGGACAUACUGUGAGGGUCACAGCAAUUGAGUCUAACCAAGGCAACUGCAAGUGGAGAGCUCUCAAAGUUGAACCAAGAAUACCUAGGAAAGAUGCAAAUAAUCCAAACAUGGUAAGAAUGGGUACCACACCUGAGAGUAAGUUCACAAAAAUGCUCUUGGAGAAUAAAGCUGAUGUUGCAAUCACAGAUGAAAUCAAUUUUUCUGAUUUGAUUUUUGGUCAGAUUCAAGAAUCUUUUCUUUUAGUAAGAAAUGAUGGUGUCAAUUCUGUAGUUCUUAAGUCCAUUGAUGGAUUGUUAGAAGAUAGCAUCUUCAAAAUAGAUUUUUCUGGGCAAAAAACAAGUGAGAAUGUUUCAACCUAUCACUCUGGUAGACAGGAAUUUGAUGUUAUGAUAAGCCCUAAGAAAUCUGCAGAAUUUAAAGUUACAGUUAACUCAAGAAUGUUGGGGGAAUUUACUCAACUUGUUGUGUUCAACUUUGGCAAUUUUCAAAUUGGUCGUUUUUUCAAAGCAAACGUUCGAGAUGAACAACAAAAUUUGCUGGAUGCAAGGACACCAUACCAUUACCAUAAAAGAAGUGUGGUUUCUGACAAUGACAAGUUGCAAGGAUGGGUUGUUCCUGGAGAAAGAAGAAUGUUUAAACAGAAAACAAUAAACAUUUCUACAAAGCUUGGUAAAUAUGAAGUACCAAGAACACUGAAACGGUGCAUUUUGAAUAAGAUGGAUUUAUGUUGCCUUGUUCCAAGUUUAGCUGAGCCACUCAUAGUCAGAAACUACAAAGAGAGAUUUUCCGCUUUAUUGCAUGCAGAAGAAGUGCAAAUGGAGAUGGAGAUGCGUGAAUUUGAUCUUCAGCAGGUGUCAUUAAAACCUGCUGGAAAACUGUUGAGUCUCGCUGUUCCUGGUUUGGCUGAAGGAAGACCAUCACUUUUGAUUGGUGAUCGAGUGAUCUUGUCCGUUAGCGGCGGCUCCAACAACUCGCCAAGAUACGAAGGCUUCAUCCACGAGGUUCUGGGUACAGAAGUGUUGCUAAAAUUCCACGAGGAUUUUCACGUGACGUACGAUAUGGACUCCUACGAUGUCAUGUUCUUUUUCAACAGAACGCCUCUCAGAAGAUGCCAUAAAGCAGUUGAAACAGCAAAAUUCUUAGCAGAUCAGGUUCUGUUCCCAAACGAAGUUUUAAUUAAGUUACCUCAAGAGUUGGUAAAGAACGACAAAGGUCUGUUCAAUUCAAAACUGAAUGAACGCCAGCGUGCGGCUGUAUCAAGGAUUUUAAUUGGGCAAUGUCGGCCAAUGCCGUACGUGCUCUUUGGACCGCCAGGGACUGGUAAAACUGUUACUCUGGUAGAAGCAAUUUUGCAGAUAUUUCAUCGUAUUCGUUGCAGCCGUAUUUUGGCAUGUGCUCCUUCAAACAGUGCUGCUGAUCUCAUCGCUGAACGUCUCCAUCACAGCGGGGCUGUUUCUGAAGGUGACAUGGUCAGACUAAAUGCGUUUCAGCGGCAACAAAAUCUCCCAGAAGACAUUGAGAACUAUAGCACUAACAUUGACAAACUGGACGUCGCUGCUCAUUAUCGUAUCGUGAUCUGCACCUGCACUACUUCUGGUCAGCUGCAAACACUAGGGCUCGCACCAGGCCAUUUCACGCAUGUCAUCAUUGACGAGGCCGGACAAGCCACAGAACCCGAGAGUUUAGUUCCUAUUUCUUUUCUAACUGGGACCGAAGGUCAGAUAAUUCUUGGCGGUGACCCAUACCAGCUUGGUGCUGUUCUUCGCUCGCCAAUCUCUCAAACAUACGGCCUUAGUAUUUCACUAUUGGAACGGCUCAUGACACGUAUACCUUACCAACGAGAUGAAAGCAAGUUCUCCAAUCACGGCUCUUACGAUCCUCUGCUUGUGACUAAACUAAUCAAUAACUACCGAUCACAUGAAGCGUUACUGGAGUUACCUUCAAGACUGUUUUAUCACUCGGAGAUGGUGACGUGUGCGGAGGAUAGUGUUAAGAAUUCUUUAUGUUGCUGGGACACUCUGCCUAAUAAAAAUGGUUUCCCGAUCCUAUUUCAUGGUAUUAAGGGGGAAGAUCUCCGGGAAGGUAACAGUCCAUCCUGGUUCAAUGCAGUUGAAGCAGUACAAGUCAUAAGAUAUGUUCAAGAACUACGGAAAUUUAAAAAGCAUCCUGUGCAACUUUCGGAUAUUGGCAUCAUCACUCCAUAUAGGAAACAGGUUGAAAAAAUUCGCUUAUUGUUGGAUAGACUGGGCAUGAGUGAAAUAAAAGUUGGUUCAGUAGAAGAAUUCCAGGGCCAAGAGAGACUAGUCAUUAUUAUUUCCACUGUUCGAUCAUGCGAAACCUUGAUUGCAUUUGAUUACACUCACAACAUCGGGUUUCUUAGUAAUCCGAAGAGAUUCAACGUCGCAAUUACAAGAGCUCAAGCAUUAAUGAUCGUCAUUGGCAAUCCGCAUGUCUUGGUGAAGGACAGCAACUGGCGGGCGUUAUUGCAAUAUUGUUUGGAAAAUAAGUCUUAUCUUGGGUGUGAUUUGCCAUUUUUAAAUGAACACAUUGAGAACGAUGAUUGUUUUGAGUCGUGCGAAGAAACCAGACGAAAUGAUGGCCAGGUGGAUGGCGAUUGUGAAAUACACGAGCAUGAUGAAUUUAUCAGGUCACGUAACAUAAACAUCCAACAAAAAGAUACGGUUGAAGGAAUAUUAGGCAAUCAUAUUGAGCGUGACAUGGACCCCCUUAAAAUACAUCACGCUCCAGGUAAUGGUAGGUUAACUGACGAUACUGCUGGUGAUUGUACGAGUGGGAAGAAUGGAAUAGACUGCAAGACAUGCAGCAAUAUUGGGGGUAUUUUAGUGGAAAAGGUGGGCGUGAACGGUAUACCCAUGGAUACGCUGGAAAUUGACAGGGUUGAAAAGUCGAAAGGGGACGCUAGCUGUAAUUCUAUGAAUGAAUUAGUCGUUGAGCGCCCCCGUUCCGGGUCAGCUGUUGAUAGUGAAGGUAUCCUUAUUGAUAAGCUUGGCAUAUGUGAUGAGGAAAUAUCGAAAAGAGAUAAUGCUGGACAUUGUUGUGUGAACAGAUACAGCGAACCCAAGACACUUGAAUCCAAUAGCAUUUUUCGCAGUGAGAUGCUUUGGUCAGGCCACGCCACGAAAUCAUCGGAGUUUUCUUCAGCUAUUAGAAACGACAAGGUUGCUAGAGGAAUAAAUUGCUCUGACAGUGAAACUUCUUCGCGAUCUGUUGUUGAAUGUCAAGAUAAUGAAAGUUCGGACGAGGAUAUUGAAGAAAUUGUGUACAAAGGUGAAAUGGAGUAAAAAAUGCUGGUAAAAAAGUUUAUAAUAUAGACUAUACGAAAGACAAAUAUAUUUAAGUUACUGUUUAUACUGAGGUCACCAUUUAUCCAAGACUUGGACUUAUUAAUGUCUGUUAUAUUAAAAUGUUUCACAGCAUUAAAGAGAUCGAUUAGAAGAUGGUGUUGAUGGAAUGAAUUAAGGAAUCUACUGAGAGACAAAAACGAACUUGAGUGGGUGUAUGAUUUGAAAACUGAUUUAAAUAAUGAAGACAUUUGGGACUCAUCCAACAAACCCUGUUUUAGAGGCAGUUUUAAGUAAAACGAUAACUGAGUGUUUUACAUUAAAUCUUAUCAACCCUCCGGCGAGAAUCCAACCCGCCAUCUCAAACGCGAGAGGCAAUGCCAACGACUCCAACACUGACAAAUCCUGUUUUAUGUACUUAUGUCUCUCCCUCGCCUCCGCUACUGUUCUUCAUCGUCGAGAGCAUGGAAAAUAUAAUAUUUUGUGUUGUGUUGUGUUGUAAUAAUCAUCUGAUUCAUGCAGUAAAACGCUUUCAUUAG